AUGAAGAGAGCAGAAAGUGUAGCAGAGACACUGAAAAAAGGGCAGCUGCUGCAGAAGGAGAAAGAAACAGAAAAUAACUGGAACAAAAUAGAUGAAAUACUGGAAAGAGUGUCAGAGAUAAAUAAAAAAGAAGAAGCUCAGGAAAUAGUGCAGCUGGUACCGCUUAUGUGCAUGGGCGUGCAGAGCAACAGAAGUAAGCUCAGCGGGUCAGGCUGCAAGGCUCUGUCCAAGCUCUUUGAAAAUCUGGGAGACGAGCUGAAGGAGCAUUUACCGCAGAUUUUCACGUCUCUGAUGAGCGCGCUGGGGAAGACAAACAAGGUGAUAUUCAUGCGAGCCAUGGGCACAGCAAGCACCAUAGCCAGCACGUGCUCAUUGAGGGCGAUAGCAAAGCAAAUUCGAUUGAAUGUAGCGAGCCAAAGCAAAACGGUGCGCCAGGGAUUGCUGGAGAUGGCAGUUAGGGGAAUAGAGAAAGAGAGAAUAAAAGAGCUAGUGGAAGUUCUGGAAACUCUGGUGGACGACGUAAACCCAGAGAUAAGAGCAAAGGCCAGAGAAGGAAUGGCAAAGCUUUCUGAGCUGGACAGAAAAGCUUUUAUAGGGCUAUCAAAUAGCCAGCCUGAAAAAACAAAAGAAUUGCCUGAAAAGGAAGAAAAGGUUUCAGUAGCUGCAAAUGACAUAAAUAUACAGCCAAGCGUAAUAUCAAGUGUGCGCCUGUCUCCCAACACAAGUGCGAUCAAGAUCAAAGACUCAGGAGCAAAUGUGAUAAUAAGAGGGCCUCUUCGGUCAAUUGUCUCGAAUAUGCCGUGCGAGAGCGUGAUACGGCCCUCUCUUAAGCCAGGAUACUCGCUGGAGCGAAUCGGGCACCGGCUGGAAAUGCACAAAAAAGAAAUUGAAGAAGGCAUGAAAAAAGAGUGGACUCCAAGGAAAACACCAGUGAUCAAAAAAAGACAAAGAGAGUCUACAAACACUCCCCUGAGCGCCAGCAAAAACAUCAAGUACAGUGAAGCGGAGAAGAAAGACGAGCUAACUGAAAAUGACUCACUAAACCUGUCGGAGGAGAUAGGGAACUUAUCCAUCACCAGGACAGAAGACGAGACAGAACAUAUUGUAGAAAACAAAGACAUGUACGAUAGCAUAUUCAGUAGUAAGGAAGCCAAAGGAACAAAAGAGUUUAUAGAGUCAUGCGAAGCAUUUGCAGAAGACCCCCUGAGCGAAGCGGAGUACUCCAUUCUGGCCCCUGAUGUGUUUAUCAGAAGAUCAACAACGAAAAAGAUAUAG
Nematocida minor is the source of this 1275-nucleotide messenger RNA. RefSeq lists its product as uncharacterized. The record is from RefSeq and is a predicted model, not a curated record. Lineage: Eukaryota; Fungi; Microsporidia. The coding region runs from base 1 to 1275 and encodes 424 amino acids. The transcript has a single exon.